AUGUCAAAGAAAUAUAGUGAGGAAAAUACCUCAAGUAUACCAUUGACAGAUUUAACAUCUCCAAGUACAGGAGAAACUAGUUCACAGCAACAACGACAACGAGCAUCACAACAGCAACCACCACAACAACCAGAAUCAAAUACUGCAACCGGAUCAAGAUGGCUGAAUUUUGUCGAUUCUUUCAAACCAGCAAUUGAAAAUGAAAAACUUGCCAUGCGUUAUCGUGAUGCCAAUGCAGAUGUCGAAGAAGAUGCUGGUGGAUAUUAUAAUUCCACUGACCAAUUAACCGAGAUUCAACGUAUCAAUAUAAAUAGUUCCAAAUCAAAUUUGAAACGAAAAUUGAAAAAUAGACAUUUACAAAUGAUUGCUAUUGCAUCAUCGAUCGGGAGUGGUCUUUUAAUUGGUACUGGUGGUGCAUUAGCCACUGGUGGACCCGGUGGGAUAUUAAUUGCCUGGAUAUUGAGUGGGAUAUCUAUUUUAUGUACAAUUCAAGCCAUGGCUGAGUUAGCAGUGACUUUCCCAGUUAGCGGAGGAUUUAAUGUGUUAUUCAGUAGAUUUAUUGAUCCAAGUGUGGGAUUUAGUGUUGCCUGGAAUUAUGUUUUACAAUAUUUGGUGUUACUCCCAUUAGAAUUGGUUGCUGCUUCUAUGACUAUACAAUAUUGGAACACUGAUAUUAAUCCUGAUGUAUGGGUGAUUAUUUUUUAUGUCACGGUUACAUCAAUUAAUUUCUUUGGUGUACGUUUAUAUGGAGAAGUUGAAUUUAUUCUUAGUUCUUUAAAAGUUAUUGCUGUUGUCGGGUUCAUUAUUCUUUCAAUUGUGUUAGCUGCAGGUGGUGCACCCAAUGGUGUUCAUCAUGGAACUAAAUAUUGGCAUGAUCCAGGUGCAUUUGCAAAUGGUUUCAAAGGGGUAAGUAGUACGUUUAUCACCGCUGCAUUUAGUUUUGCUGGUACUGAAUUGACCGGAUUAACCCUGGCUGAAGCUGAAAACCCUCGUAAGGCAUUACCUAAAGCAUGUAAACAAGUAUUUUGGAGAAUCUUGCUAUUUUACGUUGUUAGUAUUAUAUUGAUUACAUUUUUGGUCCCAUAUGAUAAUCCAAGACUUUUAGGGGCAUCUGAUGUUUCAGCAUCUCCGUUUGUUAUUGCUAUACAAGAUGGUGGUAUUAGUGGUCUUGCCUCAGUUAUGAAUUCUGUCAUUUUAAUUUCAGUGAUAUCCGUGGGGUCGUCAUCGGUAUAUGCAACUUCAAGAACCCUUGUAUCACUUGCUGAACAAAAUCUUGCACCUAAAAUAUGUGGAUACGUUGAUCGUGCUGGUCGUCCAUUAGUCGCUAUUCUUAUAACUAAUGUAUUUGGAUUAUUGAGUUUUAUUGCUGCCAGUGGUAAAGAAGAUGAAGUUUUCACUUGGUUAUUGUCAAUUUCUGGGUUAUCAAGUAUUUUCACUUGGUUAUGUAUCUGUAUUUCUCAUAUUAGAUUCAGACGUGCCUUGCACGUUCAAGGGAGAAAUACUGAUGAAUUAACAUUUGUAUCACAAACUGGGGUCAUUGGUUCUUGGUUUGGGAUUUUAUUGAAUGUGUUGGUUUUAGUAGCUGAAUUUUGGUUAGCAAUUUUCCCCUUGGGUGAAAAAUCUAAUGCUAAAAGUUUUUUUGAAACGUAUCUUGGAUUUGUAAUUUUGAUUAUAUUUUAUUUUGGUCAUAAAUUAUGGAGAAAUAAUUGGAUCUUGUUUAUUAGAAGUCGUGAUAUUGAUAUUGAUAGUGGUAGAAGAGAAACUGAUCUUGAAGCAUUGAAAAGAGAAUUACAAGAAGAAAGAGAAGUUUUAAGGAAUAAACCAUUUUGGUAUAGAGCUUAUCAUUUCUGGUGUUAA
Messenger RNA from Candida albicans SC5314, 1857 nucleotides. RefSeq names its product Gap5p (gene GAP5). Gene Ontology annotation, molecular function: amino acid transmembrane transporter activity. Lineage: Eukaryota; Fungi; Ascomycota; Pichiomycetes; Serinales; Debaryomycetaceae. The record is from RefSeq and is a predicted model, not a curated record. Bases 1 to 1857 code for a protein of 618 amino acids. Gene Ontology annotation, cellular component: membrane. The transcript has a single exon. Gene Ontology annotation, biological process: amino acid transmembrane transport.